AUGACUCUCGUGGUAUUUCGUGGGAUCCUUGAACUUGCGCAGUUAAAUUCCGUUUUCCCACUCUUACAACUUCAACGGACAAGAUCGAAUUUGGCAAAGAAAUCGUCCAACUGCUAUAUUUUGGCUGGUCGAGAAUGUGGCGCUCGAGCAAGAUGGCUGUCAACACCCUGA
This is a messenger RNA of Sclerotinia sclerotiorum 1980 UF-70, 171 nucleotides long. RefSeq lists its product with no specific name. NCBI's taxonomy places the organism in Eukaryota, Fungi, Ascomycota, Leotiomycetes, Helotiales, Sclerotiniaceae. The record is from RefSeq and is a predicted model, not a curated record. The transcript has 2 exons. Bases 1 to 171 code for a protein of 56 amino acids.